Paramecium octaurelia is the source of this 1920-nucleotide messenger RNA. The record is from the annotation of a GenBank genome assembly. NCBI's taxonomy places the organism in Eukaryota, Ciliophora, Oligohymenophorea, Peniculida, Parameciidae.
AUGUUUAUUUGUUGUAAAACGAAGAAUAAAAGAGCCAAGUACAAUACCCAUUUAUUAAUUUUAUUUAGACAAGCUACCCUUAACGAUUCAGAGGUGAGAUCUUUCAGUAAAGAAAAUCAUUAAGAUGAAAAGGCUUAAAACCCAGACCAGGAUCAAAUUUUAAAGCAGAACUCAAAUGAAGCUAACCAAACUGAAGAUAGUCAUAAAGAAAUUUUAAACGUUGUAAACCAAAUUAAAGCCUAUCGAGAAUUAGGAUAGGUCAAAGAAAGGUAUUCUCUUACAUAUAGGCAGUGUCGUUUUAGAGAAAUUGUUUGUGAAUGGCUUACUCGCAGAAGAUCUGCCUAUUGUUUAUUUUAUUGAAUAUCGUUGGGCUGUUCAGUAUACUGGAUUUCUGGGAGGAAUGAAGAAAGCUAUACCAAAGGAAAUAAACAAUAACAAAAUAUUGACCGAUGAUCACAGGACACAGGAUACGAUACAUAUUACAAUAGACAACGAUCCACAAUUACUUCCUGGAAUUCAACCAGAAAGGCAUUACUCACUUAUAAAUGAAAGAGCUUGGAAGUUUGUACAUUUACUUUACGGGGGUGGACCCACAAUAACUAUAGAUUUAGAUAAUGCAAAAUUUGAGUCUCCGUAAAAUGAAAUUUAAGAAUCACAUAGAGUUAAUGAUAAAGAAUGCUUAGAAGUCCAGCCAAUCGAUAAGACAGGCAAUGAGCCUAACGGUAUGCUACCUCUUCAAAUUGGAACCUAGCUAGAACUUCUAAACGAUGGGGCGACUCAUGUAACUGCUACAACAAUUCUACCAAUAAGGCAAUCAAGAGACCCUCUUGUUGAUUUUAAACUAUCAAGCAACAACAUUGACGAUAUCGAUAAAACUGCAUCAGGUAACCUCCUUGAUUGGAACCUAACUGGAUAAACGAAAAAAAUUAAAAUUUUUUCAAAGGUUCCAACGGAAUUGCCGAUCAUAGGUUUUCAUAAUCCAAAGUAUAAUUGCUACAUGAAUGCUGCUCUACAAUGUUUGUUAAGUAUUCCCAAAUUUAUUCGUAAAAUUCUAAAGAUCCAAAAAUAAUAAAAUAACCAAUUUACUUCAGCCUGUUAAGAUCUGAUUAGAUUAAUUUAAGGAACUAUUCCUGGAUAGUCCAUAAAUUUGGAUCUACUGUCAUUUAUUUGCCAAUAGAAAUUUAAACCUACUUAAUAGUAAGAUUCACAUGAAUUUCUAUUAUUUAUUUUAUCACAAAUUUAAGAGGAAUUGAUUGGUAAGAAAAAUUCUGAAAAGUAAGAAAAUGUAUCUGCAACAGAGGCAUGGGACACCUAUAUUGGGAGAAAUCCAGAUGUUGUAACCGAGCUAUUUGCUGGACAAAUUUCAAAUAAAAAUUACUGUCUCAAAUGUAAAAAAACAUGUGAAGUUUAUGAUCCUAUCCUGGAUCUUAACUUACCCAUAUAAAAUACUCCUGGAUUAUAAGAAAUCAAAUUAAUCGAUUGUAUGAAGAAUUAUUUUCGAGAGGAACAAAUUUUCAAUGAUUGGUAAUGCAAUCUUUGCCAAUAUAAAAACAAAUUUCUCUUAAGAUAACUUCAAAUUACUCACAAACCCUAGUUUCUUAUUAUUCAUCUGAAAAGAUUUGCUUAAGUUCCAAGGAAUCAAAAGAUUUAAAAUGAGAUAUCAUAUCCAGAAAUCUUAAAUAUUAAGGAGUAAUUCUAUUUUAUAAUUGUAGGUUUUGCACUGAAAAUGUUGUUAAUCCUGAGUAUAAACUAAAGGGUCUAGUCUCACAUUAAGGACAAAUAAAUAGCGGUCAUUAUAAGGCUUAUACUAAAAGAUAAAAUGAAUGGUAUGAAUUUGAUGACGAUGUUGUUACCAUCGACAAAAAAAGUAGGCAUUUAACUGAUAAAGGAGCAUACAUAAUCUUUUAUGAAGCAAUCUGA